Conger conger (European conger) is the source of this 607-nucleotide messenger RNA. RefSeq names its product cilia- and flagella-associated protein 97-like. The coding region runs from base 54 to 539 and encodes 161 amino acids. The record is from RefSeq and is a predicted model, not a curated record. Lineage: Eukaryota; Metazoa; Chordata; Actinopteri; Anguilliformes; Congridae. The transcript has 4 exons. Gene Ontology annotation, biological process: spermatogenesis.
AGUUAUUUAGAUAGAUAGCCAGCGCAGAGUUGAUUAUUGAUUACACUAACUAGAUGGCGUGCUGUACUGCGAAUCCCUCUGUGUCCUCCGUGUCUUCGGACUCGGACGCUGCCGGGCUGGUCGUCACGCCCAAAGAUCAGGAGGGAGACACAGAGCAGGUUGACAUCAAUAACGAUGAAAGCACCAAAGAAGACGAAGAUAUGAAUUCAGGAGACCAGCAGACUAAAGCAAACGAGAGGUUACGACGCCCACAGCCCGGCACUACCCCCACACGCCUAUACCACAGUGCAGUAAACCGGAAACGUGCAAUGGAGAGAAUUGACAGGGAGAACCAGGCCCUCCUGAAGCGGCUGGACACCAUGAAGCCCUCCCGGGGAAUGAGCAGGGCAGAGCAGCUGGCUGACUAUGACCGGCAGGCCCCUUACAGGGGGCUCACUGCCCCAGACCCCUCCAGUGGAGUGGAGAUGAGCGCCGAUCAUUUUAAGCUGAUGCUGAAAGCCCACCAUGCCCGGGCGAGGCUGUCUGGAUUCCAUCUGUGAUUUUGGCCUAUCAUGCAACUCGGAUCUUCAAAUUGCAGCUUCUGUCGUUUUGGAGUUUCUCAAUAAAU